AUGAGGCCGAUGCUGAGCCUUACCGGCCGUGUGCGGCAUGCUCUAGCAGGCGGCCGGCACAGCUGGAUGGGAAGCGCAAAGUACGCAGUGCCUGUGGCAUAUGGGUCUCGCUCUUUCAGCAUCUCUGCUUAUGUGGCAGAGAACACUCGGGCCCGACCUCGGACGCCGCCGCCGCGCUAUCCCCCGCGUGAAGCGCCGGAGCCGAUUUUGUUUGACGAGCCAGCCAUCCCGCAUCCUCAUAGGGCUGCUAAUCAGAAUGCCGCCUUCCGACGUGGGACUCGCUUUGUCGGCAUCGGUGGUGCUAUCAUUCUGGUGGUUGGUGGCAUCGCGUAUGUGGGCUGGAACUCCAUCCAAGCUGACACGAACACUCCCUCUGGGCCCUUGGCCUCGCUGGAGUCACUGUACUCGGAUUUGAAGAAAGCAGUAUCUGAGUCUCAAGACACUGCACAGUUCAUGUUGCUCUCGCUGAAACGUUCUACGGUUAUUGUCAAGGCCGUGGCUUUGAGUGUGUGGGACUACCGCCGCGUUCUGAAUGCCAAGUAUGCUACGAAGGAAGAGGAGAAUGAAAGCUUGCGUCUUUGUCAUUUGCGUUCGGCUCAGCGUGUGCUUGUGGCUCUGCAGUCGAACGGCGGUCUCUACAUCAAGCUGGGUCAGCACUUGUCGUCCGUCAUUUUGCUACCGCCAGAAUGGACAGACACAAUGCGGCCGCUGCAAGACCAGAAUGAACCGACGCCUCUACCUGAGCUUGAGGCGCUGUUCAAGGAGGAGACGGGCAAGUCCUUUGACGAGGCAUUCGCCUGGAUGGACCCCAAGCCGCUGGGUGUUGCUUCCUUGGCACAGGUUCACCGCGCUUGCGAUCGCGAGACUGGCCAGGUGCUAGCUGUGAAGAUGCUUCAUCCGAAUGUUGAGCGAUUCUCGGACGUGGAUAUGCGCAUGGUUACUGUGUUGGUCCACUGGGUGAAGCGCGUAUUCCCGCAAUUCGCAUUCGACUGGCUGGCUGACGAGAUGAACAAGAACAUGCCGCUAGAACUGGACUUCCGACAUGAGGCUGGUAAUUCUAUGCGCGCACAGGAAGACUUUAAGCAGUACAAGCAUACCGCUGUGUACUUCCCCCAGGUCCCAUGGGUCCACAAACGUGUCAUGGCCAUGGAGUUUAUUGAGGGUUGCCGUCCAGACGACCUGGCAUUUUUGGCAAAGCAUAAGAUUGAUCGUAAUCGCGUCUCUCAGCAACUUUCCCGCAUCUUUGCGCAAAUGCUGUAUAUGCAUGGCUUCUUCCAUGCGGAUCCGCAUGCAGGCAAUCUGCUUAUUCGCCCCAAACCAUCGUCAGGCUCCCGCUCGCCGGAGAACUUUGAGAUCGUCUUGCUCGACCAUGGUCUCUACUUUGAGAUCGACGAAGAACUUCGAGCCAACUAUGCACGCUUUUGGUUGACGCUACUUUCGCGUACGACACCUCACAUCUCUCGUGAGCGUCGCAAGUACGCCAAGCUCAUCGGUAACAUCGAUGACGACCUGUACCCAGUGUUGGAGAGCGCUAUUACAGGUCGUUCAGGGCUGCAAGGCAGUGAUGAAAAGAACCCGCAUGGUGUGAAUGGCCGUGAACGUAUGUCCUCCCUUCUCGAUACCGACUCAGGGACGACGAUCACGAAAGAAGAGCAGGAUCAUAUUCGCAAGACAGUGUUGGAGAAAGAAGGUAUCAUUAUCAAUGUCAUGGAGCUCUUACGGCGCGUCCCUCGUGCUAUGCUCAUGGUAUUGAAAAUCAACGAUCUUACUCGAUCCCUUGACGCGCACUUGCACACAACGCACGGCCCGGCCCGACCGUUUAUUAUCACAGCUCGUUACUGUGCUUUGGCCGUCCGACAAAGCGACGAAAAGAUCCUGCGUGAUCGCCGUCGCUUGGAAGGGUUGUCGUUCCGACUGUUCAAGGACUAUCUCUGGUCAUGGUGGAACUAUGUAUAUUUCUAUGAUGGACUAAUGCUCCUUGAGCGUUUGUCUGACAUCAAGGCCCGCGUUCGAAAGUGUGCUCUGUACCUAGGAGCUAUGUUCUCUGAUGGGUUUGAUCCCAAGGCAGCUGAAAUGGCCGCCGCCGGCAUCGCAGAGCAAGUGAAGAGCGAGCAAGAGGUCCGACGCGCGCGCGACGAAGCAAUGCAUGCGCUAUCGGGCGAACGGUGA
Malassezia pachydermatis is the source of this 2169-nucleotide messenger RNA. RefSeq names its product abc1-domain-containing protein. The record is from RefSeq and is a predicted model, not a curated record. NCBI's taxonomy places the organism in Eukaryota, Fungi, Basidiomycota, Malasseziomycetes, Malasseziales, Malasseziaceae. The transcript has a single exon. Gene Ontology annotation, biological process: mitochondrion organization; lipid homeostasis. Bases 1 to 2169 code for a protein of 722 amino acids. Gene Ontology annotation, cellular component: mitochondrial inner membrane.